Molecule: messenger RNA, 5372 nt
Organism: Ictidomys tridecemlineatus (thirteen-lined ground squirrel)
Lineage: Eukaryota; Metazoa; Chordata; Mammalia; Rodentia; Sciuridae
Source: RefSeq, a predicted model, not a curated record
CCACCUUGGGGCAGGUGAGCGGCGGCCAAUGGGCGAGCGCCGGGCAGGUGCCCGCUAACUCGCGCCUAGCAGCGCGGCUGCCGAGGCCUGACGGGGCAGUGCUGGGAGGAUCGCGGGCGGGGGUCGGUCCUGGCGUGACUUGGAAGGGAGGGAGCCGGGCACAAGCCUCCGGUCGUAGAGGCAGCUCAUAGUGGCGCACGCAGACCGCGUUAGCGCCAGUGCCUGAGCCAGAAACUGCCCGCUUGGCCAGAGGGGCCGAAGCUCCAGGCUGCGCGCGGUGGCCGGACUCUGUGCUAGCUCGCUCGCACACCCCUCGCCGCUCCGCUCCUGGCUCGCCGGCGGGGGCCGAGCCCAGGCAGGCGGGCGGGGGAGGUGAGGGGUGCGGGUGUAUGUGCAUGUGCCUGGCUGGGUGCACACCCCGCAAGGCGGCAGCGCCAGGACACGGAGCGCUCCCCAGAGCCCCGCUGCCUCUCACGGCUUCGGCGGCCGCGACCAUGUUCCAGCCCGCGGCUAAGCGGGGUUUUACCAUAGAAUCCUUGGUGGCCAAGGACGGUGGCACCGGCGGGAGCACUGGAGGCGGGGGCGCGGGCUCCCAUCCCCUGGCGACGGCCGCUUCAGAGGAACCACUCCGGCCCACAGCGCUCAACUACCCUCACCCCAGCGCGGCCGAGGCGGCCUUCGUGAGCGGCUUCCCCGCCGCAGCCGCCGCGGGCGCCGGUCGCUCGCUCUACGGAGGGCCGGAGCUCGUGUUUCCCGAGGCCAUGAACCACCCCGCGCUGACCGUGCACCCAGCGCACCAGCUGGGCGCCUCCCCGUUGCAGCCCCCGCACUCCUUCUUCGGCGCCCAGCACCGGGACCCUCUCCACUUCUACCCCUGGGUCCUGCGGAACCGCUUCUUCGGCCACCGCUUCCAGGCGAGCGACGUGCCCCAGGAUGGGCUGCUUCUGCACGGCCCCUUCGCGCGCAAGCCCAAGCGGAUCCGCACGGCCUUCUCGCCCUCGCAGCUGCUGCGGCUGGAGCGCGCCUUCGAGAAGAACCACUACGUGGUGGGCGCCGAGCGGAAGCAGCUGGCCGGCAGCCUCAGCCUCUCCGAGACGCAGGUGAGGAUCCUGAGAUAGAGAGAUGGACUGUGCAGAGCCCUACAGUCAGGCAGGUGCAAUUUCAAAUACCCACCUCCAUAUUAACUGUGUGACCCUAGACAAAUUACUCAAUCUCUCUGAGUUCUUGUUUCUUCGCCCAGAAAAUAGAUGUUCAAUGAUUAAAUAUGCCUAAUAUGAACUCAGAUAAUAUUAAUUCCUAUUCCCAAUCCCUUUUCUUUUCUUCAUUUAAAGGAAUGUGUCAAGUUAGUGACAUAAGAUGCAAACCUAGGUGUCUUCUAGGCCAGUGUUCUCCUGCCACAUCCAGUCUCUAACAUCAGAGUUGUCUUUCUGUUGUCUCCUAACUCAUCACUUGGACCUAAGCUGUAUAAUUGUCUGUCUACCUCUCUGUGUGUACCCUACAGGCUUACCUGUCCUUUUCAGCCAUCAGCUAUUUGUCAAGCAUCAGCUCUGUUCUGUGCAUCUCUGUCCAUAUCUACAACUGUUACUCACAAUUCUCUAGUUUGUCCCUCCUAGAUAGCUAUUUUAUAACCAGCCAUCUAGACUUGUCUGCUUUCAUUAAACCCCCUGCCAAAUUGGUUAAUUUAUAUUUCCUGUUUUCUAUUAAUUACAUGUUCUUCUUCCUAAUAAUAACUGCUAUUUACCCGAUUCUUAGUUAUCUCUUUAUCAUCUAGUUUGUUAUAUUUUCUGUGUGUCCACCAUCCAUCUCAAACAUCACCUCUACAGAGCAAUUAGCAACUGUGGGUAUAUUCAGAUGUCUGCUAAUGGCUCUCUGUCAUCUUGUUGACUCUGGCUUUGUCUUCUCUUUGGUCCUCAGCUCCUAUAUCUGUGAGAUGGAAUGAAAUGAAUUCCAGGGUUCUCUCCAGCCUGGAGUUUCUGUGGAUUAUCUAUAUUCUACUUCUCUGUGUUUCUGUAUAAUCCCUCCUCUAUGUUCUCAGAGACCACAGUAUAUCCUUUAUAUGUAUAUCCCAUCCUAAUAUGUAUCAAAUCUUGUUGUUAUUACUUGUUUAAUUAUCUCUCAUGUGCAAAUAUCAAUCUGUAAAUGUUUUAUCCAUCUCUCUGGGAAAUCUUAAAAUACAUACUCCUGGGCCUCCCCCAGCAUAGGCUCUAAAGAAUUCCAGAAUUGGGGGAAAAAAUUAAGCAGCUCUCUGGAUGAUUUUGAUUAACAAUAGACCUGGGCAUCUCAGCUAUGGGAAGUAGAAGCCAAUCCUGUCUUAUUUCUCAGGGGAGCCCUGUUUAGUGCCCUGCAUGAAGUAACUGCUCAGUAAAUAUGCAUUAAAUGAAUGGGAAGUUUUAAAGAUUUUUUUUUCAUUCCACACAAAUAUGAACACUAACUUUCUUAGUUAUUCCCCUUGCUGUCUGCUGUCACAGCUCCCUCCCUGUCCCUCUCCUAUCUCUCCCUUGCAUUUUUAUAGAUGAUUUUUGAUUUAGAUGAUGCAAACACCAGUUCAUGGAUAAAACUUUUGGGAGGGUUAAACAGUUUGGUGUGUGUGGAGCUUUGCACUCACAGAACUUUAGCAUGAGGAACCAAGAGGUGAGCAGUCUGUGCUAUUUUGUUGGUGUAGGCACACCCUUUAGUCAGAGGUCGGGGAUUUGUGCCGGGAUGGUCACUGGGUCAACCCAAGAGGUAGAAGAAAGGGCCUUGGGCAAGAGCCAGUUCUCCCUUCUGUCUCUAAUUAGCUGCUCCUUACUGCUAUGGUGCAGGGCUGGAGCGUGUCCAGGAAGGCACGCAUCUAAGCUUCAGUCCCAGUGGCUGGUUGGGCAGGCUCAGGCCUGUGUCACAUCAGAGCCUGAGUGUGAUAAGUGUGUGUGGUGUAUAUGAGUAACAGAUGUGUGCCCACAAUGUGAUCGAUGCCCAAAGGUCAGGUGGUAUAGGUACUCAUCACAUGCGAGUAGGCAGUCACAUGAUAUCAUGCUGCUUGCAUGCUGCUGUGUAUGUGCUCGUGUAUAUGUGUGUGUGUGUGUGUGUGUGUGUGUGUGUGUGUGUUGCAGGGUACAUUAAUUUUAGGGGAAAUGAAUGAGCAGGUUGCUGCCGCUCCUUCUGCUCUGACAGAUAAGUGUCUCUUGACCUUGUCUGCCUUUGCCUUUAGCUGAGCUGUGAGGGAGAAGGGUACGGAAAUGUGAUCUUGGUUUUAGAGAGUCCUCAUUUAGUGGUGGAGGCUAAAUGGAAAGUGUGGACACUUACAGGAUGUGCACAGGAUGAGUGACUGAAGUCCCUUUGAGGCCACAGCUGCGGGCUGAGAGGGUGAUCAAGAAAGACCUGAAUGGGCAGACGGCUCCCAGGGAGCCUCCAAUCUGGAAGGCCUGGAGAGAGGCAUAGGAUUCUAUGUUGGAGGGAAGGAUGGGGAAGGGGGCUUAGGUGGGCAGAUUAAGAAGGAGAAGGAGCUGUCAGGUCCAGAUGUCAUCUUGGAGCCAGAGAGCAAGGAGAGAGGUCUUGGGGGGCAGGAGUACGUGGUCAUCUAUCCCUGACUCUAGAGACGGUUCUUUCCCUACAGACAUGGCAAGGUGGCUCUGGGGGUCUCUUUCUGCUCUGGCAUGCUCUGCCUUUUGGAGGAUGGAUGAGGGGAGACACCCAAGUGACGUGAAUUUUAGGAAAAGUCAAGAGACCUUUGUUGCUCGCCCUCUGAGUUCUGGGAUGACGCAUCCCUUCUCUAAGCCUUGGCUCUUCUCCAAGAAUCUUUGCAUCUCUGAUGUUUUAGGAGUCCUGGGUGGUGGGGUGAGAUGGGGGAAGGGAGAUUGGUGUGAUUCUGUGAGGAGCUGGGACAGGAGACAUGGAGGCAGGUGAAUUUUGCAAUGUCUAUCUAAGAGAGUGGGGGUGAGGGUCCAGGGUAGGCUGAGAGGAGGAGAUAAGAAAGCUUAGGAGGAGUUAGGGCUGAGGUUGGUGGGGAGUUGGAGGUGAGCUGAGGUGUCUGGGGUGGGGAUUGAGCUUCACAUGGCAUUGGCUUGACUCUAGGAGAGGAAACACUGAUAUGAUCAAAUGAGAGGAAGUGGAUCCCGGGGACACGGCAGAGAGAAGAGCAGGCUGAGGGGUGACUUGAUUGAUGGUUUUAAGCUGCUAUCUAUUCUGAGGACUUUCUGUGUGUCUGAGAGUGACAGAAUAAGAAGACAUGCUUAAAUUAAAGCAGAAGAGACAACAAGAGAACAUAAGGAGGAACUUCCUAUGUCAGAAUUACAAGAUCUUGAUUAGGAUAUUUGAACUUCUUGAAAGGACAGGUAUUCCCCUGAAAAUAGGCGGGGACCUGGUACCACGGACCUUCGUAUUCGCCACAGGAUAAGGUUGGGGGAGCAGAGGAAAAGGAGGGGUCUAGACCUCCCUCUUUCAAUACAGGACAUUAUGCAAAAAAUGAAGCUCUGAAACAUUGGCUGGGGCUAUAAUUUGCUUGUUUUCUGUUCAUUUGUCUCAUCUUUCACGUAUUAGUACACAUGCUUCAUUUCUAAUGCAUACAUGGACCAGUCCCCUAUUGAACUGAUAUGUUCAUUUAUCCACAGGAAUUUCAGCUCCUUGAUCCUGUCUGACUCAGGCCUGAGCCUUGUCCCUCUGAAAAAAAAAAAUGGGUCUCCCUCCCCCCAACUCCCCCCUGGAAGCAGUAAGUCCAGUUUUCCAUAUGGAAAAUUAGGAACCAAAUCUCUUAUUAAAGUAUCCAUGAACCUAAACCAAUGGGGAUCCCAUCUCUCCAGCACGCAGCACUUCCCAAACGCCUUUUCUGAUUAGACUUGAAUCUUUUUUCUAUUGAUGUUCUAUUUUCCAGGUCUGGCCCUGGGACCUCUUGCCUGGAGCCCUGGACGAGGUGGCACCUCACCUCAGUCCAGCUGGAUAGCCACACAUGGAACAGGUCUUUGGGUGGGGCCAGCUAAUAGACUGCUUGGUUCUCCAGAUUCCCAUAGACUGGUGAGAAGAUGGAGAUGUGAAUGAGUAGAGGAGUAGGCAGCUGGAGGUCUCUGUUACUGAGACAGUGGAAAAGCACCAAGAGGGAGCAGGUCCUGUGUAGGACCAUCUGAGUGGCAUCCUGAAGGUCAAGUGAGAGUAUGCCAGGUCUGGUAACUCAGGCAAAAGUGGAAAGUCUUAGAAGGAUCUGGCUUCACUAAGAAACAGAGAGCCACUCGAUGAAGGGAGAGAUUUGGGAGACCACAGACCCCGCCCCCCCAACCCAGAAACAUCACAUUGAGCAAGAGAAUCGUCAUUCUUUAUUUUUCCCUCAGUUCAAGGGAUUGAACCUAGGGAUGCUCAAUCGCUGAGCCACAUCCCCGGCCUUUUUUUUGUAUUUUCAUUUGAGA